ACGGUAAACGAGUCCCAGCACGGCGCAGAGUGAGCCGUUCACCACUCAGACGUAGGUCUGUAUCAUCACGGUCGACAGUCUCGCUCCUCACCUAAAGGCGAAGUCGAAUCGCCCAUGAGACGCAGGGACCGGUUUGGCCACUCCAGACCACGACGAUCCACCUCCAGAGAGCGUGAGGGGAGGAGGCGGCGGCGGCGAAGUCGGGAUGAAGACAAGUUCAAAGGCAGUCUGUCAGAGGGUAUGAAAGCAGACCAAGACUCCUCCUCUGAAGAAGUGCUAGAGGACUUCGAUGCAGAAGAGGAGGAUGAAGAAGCUCUGAUUGAGCAGCGCCGACAACAGCGCCUUUGCCAUUGUAAAUAUAAAUCUGUAAAUGAGGACAGUAAUAUGGGCGCCAUGGCGUCAGAGCCGCAGCAGUCCUCAGAGCAGCACCCACAGUCGCUCACCUUCCCCUGA
Messenger RNA from Cyprinus carpio (common carp), 453 nucleotides. Its product is annotated as serine/threonine-protein kinase PRP4 homolog. The transcript is spliced from 4 exons. Gene Ontology annotation, molecular function: ATP binding; protein serine/threonine kinase activity. The record is from RefSeq and is a predicted model, not a curated record. NCBI's taxonomy places the organism in Eukaryota, Metazoa, Chordata, Actinopteri, Cypriniformes, Cyprinidae. Gene Ontology annotation, biological process: peptidyl-threonine phosphorylation; mRNA cis splicing, via spliceosome; peptidyl-serine phosphorylation. Bases 115 to 453 code for a protein of 112 amino acids.